GGUGUUCAGUCAAGUUCAAGCUAUCGGAGCGCGCUGUCGAGUUGAACCUGGGGUAUUCCCGUUGCACUCGUCGCUGCAUCCUCAGGAGUUGCUCCAGAGUCGCUAAGCCGUUUGCUUCACUUUCGAUAUUAGAAUUCACUUUCAGUGUUAGAGUUCACUUUCAGUGUGAGAUUUUGUUUGCCAAUCGAACGAAUUGCCAGCGAUAGUGAUCACCUCAGCUCCCCGAAGGUCACAAUCAUACGGAAGUACCAAUUGCAUCGUAAUUACAUAAAGUGCACGAUGUUUGUUUCAAGAGACGAAGCCAUGACUGUGAACUCCAGAACCGGUUGCCCUUCCUCAACAGUCUGGCUAUAUCUCACCGUUGAAUUCCUGAUUGGCAUGUUCCUAUCAGGCAUUCUAGCCAUCCUCGGGGUCGUUAAAACCCUCCUGCCCAAACCACCCAGAGAUUUAGCAGGAGACAUCGUUUUGGUAGCUGGCGCAGCCUCGUCCCUGGGCGAGUCCCUGGCAGAGGAGUUCGCUAAAGAUGGUUGCUCUGUGAUCUGCGUGGACAGCGACGCCGCGUCCAUAGAAGAAACAGCAUCCAGACUACGAUCGAGUUACCCCAGGGUCGAGGAUGUCGGAUCCAGCCACGGGAAGGAUGCACCGUCUGCAAAAUCAACCAUAUCAGCCUACGAGUGCGAUUUGCUAGAUAAAGAUGAUAUAAGAAGGACAGCGCGGAAGAUCAAGGAUGAGAUUGGCAAAGUCGACGUCCUGGUGACUUGCGUCGGCAACAUGAACCAGGAUAUCUUCGACACGGCCAGCACAACCUUGAUGAGUCACUUCUGGACGGUUCUAGCCUUUCUGCCACUGAUGCUGUACCGCGCACGAGCGCACAUCAUCGGUGUCACGCCGGUUGCCUCGAGUGGAGACGCGUAUCACGGUUCAAGAGCGGCGAUAGCCAGCCUCAUGGCGAGCCUCUGCCAGGAAUUGAGUAACCACAGCAGCCACCUCACAUUUAUGGCGUUCACUCCCAUCGCUAGGAGCAGUACAAUGAAGGAGGACGAACGACAGGUAGCAAGAAAUAUCGUCCAGGCUGUCAAAACGGACCAGAGCAAUUUAGGUGUCGGCUGGAUGCCCUGGUUCCUGUAUCGACUAGGCUGCGCGACGUACCACGGAAUAACGACGUUCACGCAGUGGGUUCGCUCGCAAGGAUGUGAUUAUCCAGCUUAAAAAUUAUUCAGAUUCCUAGACAACGAAUAAUACUGAUGGAACAAGGGGAGCCUGGUGGCAUACAAAUGACGACAAAAAUUGAAUCGUCGAAGAAGUCUCAGGACCAGUUCAAUUAAUCCAAGGCGAGCCCAGAAAUCAUGAACGGACUUUGAAAUUAGGAGGAUUCACGUACCUCCUGCAAUCACAAAAA
Messenger RNA from Hylaeus volcanicus, 1399 nucleotides. RefSeq names its product estradiol 17-beta-dehydrogenase 11-like. The transcript has 7 exons. Bases 280 to 1209 code for a protein of 309 amino acids. The record is from RefSeq and is a predicted model, not a curated record. Lineage: Eukaryota; Metazoa; Arthropoda; Insecta; Hymenoptera; Colletidae. Gene Ontology annotation, molecular function: oxidoreductase activity, acting on the CH-OH group of donors, NAD or NADP as acceptor.